Molecule: messenger RNA, 1935 nt
Organism: Pelobates fuscus (common spadefoot toad)
Lineage: Eukaryota; Metazoa; Chordata; Amphibia; Anura; Pelobatidae
Gene: TMEM184C
Product: transmembrane protein 184C
Exons: 10
Coding region: 201-1550 (449 amino acids)
Biological process (GO): transport
Cellular component (GO): membrane
Molecular function (GO): transporter activity
Source: RefSeq, a predicted model, not a curated record
AGUUGUCUGUUGCAGUGAUAAUUAGUGAAUUGUGUAUUUAUCAGAAUUUUAAUGGCCUGCUCUGAGCAUGUCUGCCUCUGUGUAGCAUAGGGUUGGUGUUUAUGCUAUUGUCCUAUUAAUCCUGUGAAGGAGCCAUCUAGCUUUCAUAGACUUGUUUAAAUUAAGAGAAAAAGGAAAGGUUGCCAUUCAGUAUCCCCAAAAUGCCAUGUACCUGUGGUAACUGGAGAAGAUGGAUUCGGCCACUUGUUGUGUUGCUGUAUGUCAUUGGGCUCAUAGUAGGAAUUCCAGUAUGUAUUUGGCAACUUCAGAAAAUGGAGGUUGGAGUACAUACCAAGGCAUGGUUUAUUGCUGGGAUUUUUGUACUAAUGACCAUACCAAUUUCUCUCUGGGGAAUAUUGCAACAUCUGGUUCAUUAUACACAGCCUGAAUUGCAGAAACCAAUAAUAAGGAUAUUGUGGAUGGUGCCAAUUUACAGCUUAGAUAGUUGGAUUGCCCUAAAGUACCCUGAUAUUGCAAUUUACGUGGACACCUGCAGAGAAUGCUAUGAAGCUUAUGUCAUCUACAACUUCAUGAUUUUUCUUUUUAAUUAUCUAACGAAUCGUUGCCCAAACCUUGCCUUGGUUCUGGAAGCCAAAGAUCAGCAAAGACAUUUACCACCUCUGUGCUGUUGCCCACCAUGGGUAAUGGGAGACGUGUUGUUAUUCAGAUGCAAAUUGGGUGUGCUGCAAUAUACAGUUGUUCGACCAGUCACCACCAUAAUUGCAUUGAUAUGUCAGUUGGCUGGUGUUUAUGGUGAAGGCGACUUCAAUCUAAAAAAUGCAUGGACAUAUUUGGUUAUUAUCAACAAUGCAUCACAACUGUUUGCCAUGUAUUGCCUUGUCCUGUUUUACAAAGUUCUGAAAGAAGAGCUAAAUCCAAUUCGACCAGUUGGCAAGUUUCUCUGUGUGAAAAUGGUUGUCUUUGUGUCAUUUUGGCAAGCUGUUUUUAUUGCACUGUUGGUGAAGGUUGGAAUUAUAUCAUAUAAAAACACCUGGGAGUGGAAGAAUGUUAAGGAUGUGGCUACAGGACUACAGGAUUUUGUUAUUUGUGUUGAAAUGUUCUUGGCUGCCAUUGCCCAUCAUUUCAGUUUUUCAUAUAAGCCUUAUGUGCAAGAGGCAGAGGAAGGCUCUUGUUUUGAUUCCUUUCUUGCUAUGUGGGAUAUUUCUGAUAUUAGAGCAGAUAUAUCUGAGCAAGUGCGCAAUGUUGGACGGACAGUUUUGGGCAGACCUCGGAAGAUGUUUUUCACAGAUGACUUAGAACAAAAUGAACACACUAGCUUGCUUUCUUCAUCUACUCAGGAUCCAUUGUCUGCAGCCUCCUCUAUGCCGCCUUCUCCAUCAGGACACUACAAAGGGUUUGGCCAGACAAUAACACCUCAAACUACACCUACUUCCGCAACCGCCCCAGAGGAACUCUACAGUGCUGACACUCCUGACCAAGAUACUCAGGUGCCAGUGACUGAGGAUAGCGAGGAGGUCUCAUUUGAAAGCGGCAAGCAUUUAGAAUCCUAACAACCCAGACAUUUUUAACAGAGAAUUGCCAAAUGUUCUAAUGGCCAGAGCUAGUUCAGGUUGCAAAAACAGGAGAAAAAAAAAUGGAUCCCCAACGGUUAUAUUUAUUUUAUCUGCUGCUUACAUCAUUUUCUGACAAAAGGAAGCCUGGUUAAAGUCAAUGUUGAUUCCGAAAGCAGUAAGGAUGGUUAUAAUAUGGUUGUACCUGGUGGGUUUUUUUUUGUUUUUGUUUUUUUAUAUAUUUUUGUUGUCAUACACCUCCAGUAAUGGCCUGCUGUGAAUAAAAUACAGCUAUUUAUAGAUUACCUAAUAAUACAGCGCAUUUAAGCCUCAACUUCCUCAGACCAUCAAAUAACUGCAUUCUAUGCCACAAAGCACAAACAGA